Molecule: messenger RNA, 3525 nt
Organism: Phlebotomus argentipes
Lineage: Eukaryota; Metazoa; Arthropoda; Insecta; Diptera; Psychodidae
Product: integrin alpha-PS3-like
Exons: 6
Coding region: 69-3332 (1087 amino acids)
Biological process (GO): cell-matrix adhesion; cell-cell adhesion; integrin-mediated signaling pathway
Cellular component (GO): external side of plasma membrane; integrin complex
Molecular function (GO): integrin binding
Source: RefSeq, a predicted model, not a curated record
AAUUGAAAGUCUUCUGUGUGUGAAUCACGCUUUUAGUCACCUUUGCUGAGUGCUUAAUCAUCAGAAAAAUGUCUUUUUGGGCCACGCUUUUGCCACUCUUGUGCAUCUUGGCGCCAACAAUUGCCUACAAUUUGUCCCCAACGCCAAAUCACGUCCUACAAGAACCGCCACUCAUCACCAGUUUCGAUCCGCACAAGAACCAGAGUUCAUAUUUCGGCUACAGCCUCAAUCUGAGGCCAAACAGCCUCCUUGUCGGAGCUCCUCGGGCGCCGCCUCGCAUUGAAGCGCAGCGGAAAAUUCGUGAACCAGGAGCAAUCUACAAAUGCGACAUUAAAUCCUCAACUUGUCACCAUUAUGUCUUCGACAAACUGGGAAAUAUCCAAGCAGAGGCGAGUCCAAUAAACUCAGAAACAAAGGAUGAGCAGUGGCUGGGUGCCUCAAUUGACGGUCCAGGACGCGAUGAGGCCAAAUUCGUUGCUUGCGCUUCGCGCAACUUCAUCAACAUGACUUCGCAACACUUUCUCCACGGCAUUUGCUACUGGAUUGAGAACACAACAGACACGCAACCUCAGGGCAUCCGGAAGCUCAUGCCGCUGCGAAAGAAGGAUGCUGGCAUUCAGAUUAACUCCGAGAGCGUGUAUUUGUACAUGAUGGGACAGGCAGGAUUCAGCUCUCACGUCACUGAGAACAACGAGGAGAUCCUCUUGGGCGCUGUGGGAGUAUAUAACUGGAAGGGUACCGUCAUACGGUACAAGCAGACCUCCUUCGACGGUGGUUUGUCCAGGAGAGAGACAAACAGCCUCCGACAUGAGGAAAAAUCAGCCCGAUUCACCAGUAGCAUUGAUUUAAGUGAAGAGAUCCCAAUCCCAUCAAGAUUGACACAAGAGGAGGAUUCCUAUUUUGGCUAUGCCAUCGGAUCCGGGUUCUUCCAUGGUCCCGGAACUGGGAAAAUCCUCUACGUGGCCGGAGCUCCGCGUGCCAACGAAGUCUACCUAUUCGACAUUGAAACCACAGAUAUUGUGAUAAAAUCAAUCAAAAAGUACUGGACUUUCAAAGCGCCCACUUUCGGCGAAUACUUCGGCUCGAGUUUGUUAGUUGAGGACUUCAACGGUGAUCAGUUCCCAGACUUGGUCGUAGGCGCGCCAUAUCAUCGCGAAGAUGACACUGACAAAGGUGCGAUUUACGUUUACACAAACCUGGGAAAGCUUCAAUUCUCUGAAGAACCAUUGGUGAUCACAUCUGAUGAACUUGGAGGAAGAUUUGGGACGAGUUUCGGCAAGAUUGGGGACAUCAAUCUGGAUGGGUUCAAUGAUCUCGCAGUCGGAGCUCCGUAUGAAGACAGUGGAGUGGUGUACAUAUUCCUGGGCAGCCGAGAAGGUCUGCAGAAAAAACCCGUCCAGAAGAUCUUAUCCCCAGGAGGAAAUCGCCUCUUCGGCUACAGCAUCUCCCGCGGAGUGGACAUCGAUGCCAACGGAUAUGUGGACGUGGCAAUUGGCGCCCCAGAAGAUGAGAAGGUCUUUGUCUAUCGCACCUAUCCAGUAGUCAAGGUCAUCGGCACGAUCAGCCCCAACAAACGGGAGAUGGACAUCGGGGAGAGGAGCAUGGAGAUCUCAGUCUGUUGGUCCCUUCAAUCCCCAACGACCUUCCCCAGCAACAUCAUCCUUUCGAUGAACAUCACCGCAGACGCUCAGUAUGGAAGAAUAAUGUUUCCCGAGAGCAAAAAUAGUCUACAAUUCGAGCAAAAGGCCGAAAGCUUUAGUCAAUGCAAGAUAUUUGAGGCAUCCGUUGAAUCUAGAGCAGAGACUAUUUUUAAGCCUAUGGAUUUGGAGAUGUCCUGGGAGAUCAUAAGCAACAUUCAACAAGAUGAGGAGUUCUGCUCAAAUUGUGUCUCUGUCAACCCAAAUGAUCCAACCUACGCCCGCAGUCAAGCAGUUUUCAACACAGGAUGCCAGAACAUUCCUUGCAGAGCGGAUCUCAGGAUUUCUGGCAAACUAUUCGCUCCGCAGCCCUACAUUCUAGGAUCCACUGAGACAUUCCGAGUCCAGUAUGAGGUGGUGAACCACGGAGAGACAGCCUACAUUCCUAAAAUAUCCGUCGAGAAGAGUCCAAGCCUCAAUUUCAUGCAAGUUCUCCCGCAGUGCCACCUAGACGAGGACAUUAUGACCUGUGAUCUCUCCUCUGAGCCUCUUCUUCGAGGACAGAGUCGCUCCAUCGCCUUCAGACUCGAUCCCUCAAACCUCGAGGGCACGGAAGUCUUCAUAACAGCCAAUGUUUCAAGUACAGGAGAUGAAGAGACACCCGAAGAUAACACUAUAGAGUUCAUGAUUCCCAUUCAAGAGUUCAGCGACGUUGAAAUCGUCGGGAAGUCACAUCCUCCUUUCGUGGCCAUCAGGGACCGAAAUGACAACGAGAACAUCACCUAUUAUCUCGAAUUCCGGAACCUAGGGCCAACACCACUGAGGCCGGGCGAGAUUCACUUCGAUAUUCCCAUUUCUAUGAUGUUUGGCCGACGUUCGGUACAAUUCAUAAAGUUCAGCGAGAUCAUAGCGAUCGCCCACUACAAGUCCUUAGCCUUGCUCAUCUCCUGGAGUCAAGAUAACAACAUUCUCCUUCAGAACCCUACAGAAUACACAACCAGCUUCCCUGCCAUUGCUGAUGAUCUCAGUGGAAACAAUUACGAUUCUUCCAAAUUGGGUUUCGAUCUCAAUUUAGACACAAACAACCAGAACAACAAUGACGAUGACUUCAAUCAAGUGUACAGAAAGAGAAGGAGUCUAGAAACCACAACUUCCUUCAAUCCCUACACAUUAGGACUCACUGAAAACCACCCGAGCAGCGCUCGAAGCCUAGAUGAUGCUAUUUUGGGUUCCAGGAUCGACAAAACCAUUAUUUUAGAUUGUAAACAGGAGCAAGUGUCUUGCAUCAAGGGAUCAGUGUCAAUUCCAGCCUCAAUCACACCAAAUGAUCCUCCAGUUAUGAUUAAACUCACCUUCCCAGUGGACUUGCAGGCUGUCAACUCAGUAUUGGAUGAGAACAGGGACUCCCUAGUGCUGAGAAUCGUCCCUUCAAUAACCAGAGACGAUGACGAGCAAGGGAGCACGAUAAAAAUUUCCGAGACACCCACUUACACACACUUUGUGCAAGACAUUCCACAAGAGCUGCAAAUCUGGGUGAUUGUUGUGUCGGUAAUAGGUGGACUAUUGCUCCUGACAAUCAUCACCUAUGUUUUAUAUAGGCUUGGAUUCUUCAAGAGGGAGAAGAAAGCCGAAAUCGCAAGACUGGUUAGAGAGAGCCAAAUCCAAGCCGCCAUGGAGAGUGAGGAUGAAGACUAAGUGUUCAAACAUGACAGACUCAACGUCAUUCCUAAAAUGGAACCUAGGUGCCAUUCAAAUCCAUUAUAGUCAGAUUGAUUAUCAAUCAAUUUCAUUGAGUGAUAUUUUACAGUCACUUUUUUAUUGGUACUUAAAAUUACUGUAAUUAAAUAGAAGUAAAUGUCACGUAAAGUCACAAAGAUCCUUGACUUUU